Molecule: messenger RNA, 1968 nt
Organism: Aureobasidium namibiae CBS 147.97
Lineage: Eukaryota; Fungi; Ascomycota; Dothideomycetes; Dothideales; Saccotheciaceae
Product: alcohol oxidase
Exons: 2
Coding region: 1-1968 (655 amino acids)
Molecular function (GO): oxidoreductase activity, acting on CH-OH group of donors; flavin adenine dinucleotide binding
Source: RefSeq, a predicted model, not a curated record
AUGCAUCUCUCGGCUUCGAUACUACUGGCUACAGCAGCCACGGCAGUCGCUCAGAAUGCCACACAAGUAUACGAUUAUGCCAUCGCAGGCGCUGGUACAGCAGGUCUUCUUCUUGCCAUCGUCCUCACCGAAGACCCCUCCAUCAAUGUCGCCAUCCUUGAAGCCGGUUCAGACGGUCGCACAAAUCCCAACAUCACGAUCCCAGAGUUAAGAGGCGAGAUAAUUGAUACAGAAUAUGAUUGGGCGUAUUAUAGCACUGUUCAACCCGGUCUAUACGAAAAUAGGAGUCAGCCUGUGAACAGAGGCAAGACGAUUGGUGGCACAAGUGCUAUGAAUUGGAUGAUUCAUAAUGAGGACUCUCGCAUCCAGCUCGAUAUCUGGGAAUCGUUGCUCAAUCUCACUGGCUGGAAUUGGGAAACUCUGUCGACUGCGUUCAGAGAGAGCGAGAUGUUCUUCGCUCCUCCGGUCAAUGCAUCUUCUGCUGAGCAACCAGACCUUGCAAACCAUGGAUCUUCUGGGUACAUUUGCUCGACUUUGCAACGUAGUGUGCUGUCGCUACUUUCCGACUAUGUGACGCCUGCACUGCUCAACGCUGGAUAUGCAGUGCCAGGAGACCGGAAUGGUGGAAAUGUCACUGGUGCUGGAUUUUUGCCUCUAGCUAUCUGUCCAGGCAACUACACAAGAAGCUAUGCUGGAUCUGCAUAUACUGCCGUACAAGACAGAAAGAAUUUACAUCUCUACACCAAUGCUCAAGUCACCAAUAUCAGCUGGGCAUCAACAACAUCGGGAAAUGUUACUGCUCGUGGACUCAACUUUGUGGAUACCUCUGGACGUACAUCAAACACCAGUCUCUCCAUUCAUGCCGAUGAGAUAAUUCUAUCUGCUGGAAUAGCAGGCUCGGCACCAAUCUUGGAACGCUCGGGUAUCGGUAGCCCAGACAUCUUGAUGCCUUUAAACAUCACUCCAGUCGUCAACCUCAGUAGCGUAGGCACCGGACUAAGAGAUCCACUGAUGAUGCAAUAUCAACCUCUCCAAUACAACUUCAGCGUCGAGUUCACAGGAGGCGAGUAUGCACAGAAUUAUAUUGACCUUCGACCAGCCCAGGAUGUAUUGUCUCCUUUUGACUACAAUGCUGCAUCUGUAUGGCUGAAUACUACUGCAUCAGUCCCAGGUCUGGAAGACGCACAAUUCCAAGUCUUCAAGCAUCUAUGGUUUACUCGCCAGCCACUUAUCGAAAUGGCAUGGCAAUACAGCAGCACGCAAUCAAUGCCAUACACCCUCAUCCCACUCAGCCAAGGCAGCGUCCACAUAAACUCUUCCGACCCUCUAGCUGCACCAGUAAUCGACCCGAACUACAACUCCGUCACCGCUACCAUCGGCAAUGAAACCGUACCUUGGGACUUGUGGCUCUUAUCCCGCGCCUCUCAAUUCUACGUCACUGAACUUGCUUCGUCACCUCCUUUCUCGGAAGUACUCACAAAGACGGAUCCAGAUCACAAUUUACCUCCUACAGAGUAUCAACAAGCUGUCUUUGAACGUUCGGGCACUUCUCAACAUCUCACUGGCGGUUUACCUAUGCUUCCUCGGAGCGCAGGCGGUGCAGUAGAUGCAAACAUGUUGGUGUAUGGAACACAGAAUGUCAGGGUGGUGGAUGGAAGUAUCUUCCCUUAUCAACCUUCUGCGCAUCCGAUGGGGUUGACUUAUGCUGUUGCUGUUCAUGCUGCCAAGAUCUUGCAGCAGAUCAAGGGGUCGAUGGGAACGUAUACGGAAGAUCCACAGAGGAGUAACUCGAGCAGUAAUGCUACGGCGGUGUUUCCAGCUGUGCAACCCACGGUCACUUAUGAUGUUAGAGGAUCCGCAGUGCCGGCUUCUUCGGCUGCGGUGUUUACUGGCGGAGCUGGGAGGUUAGUUACAGGAAAGGAGAGGUGGAUCAUGUGGGCGGUAGUUGCUAUUCUAGGUUGGUUUUAA